ACAAUUGUCCUUCCUCACCGAAUCCGCCAUUAUACCUCAGUGCUAGUAGCUCAUUCAUUUUCCUAAAUAAGCUGCUCAGUUGCCAGUAGAGAAAACAGUGGUCGUUCUCAGAGUUGAUUUUUUUCAGGGAUAGCACGCGCGGUGAAGUUUCAAAAUGGACUCGAUGGCCUGUAGGCCUCUCAUUCUAGCCCUCGCACUCACAAUCGCUCUAAUCAGUCAAGCGUCAGGCCGGCAACUCAACGACGAGCUUCCGCUGCCCGACGCGUGUGCUCUCCUGCCCGAACACUCCGCGCUAUGUUCCGCGGAGGUCCGCUCCGCGCGGCGCUCGUUGCGCGCGGAUUCCGCUCCGCCAACUCCCCGCGCCAUGCAGCGGGCGCUGCUUCGGCGCGCGAUGGAGCGCGCGCAGGCGACAAUUGAGCACGUGGCGCAGCUCAAGGUGGAAAACGUGGGCGAAUACUCGCUGUCAGACGCGGCCGCUGUUGAUUGCACCCACCAGAUAUCUAUGGCACUCGACAAUCUUGAGGACUCACUGGACGCCAUCACCACCGCAAUCAACGGCUCAGAUGACACGGCGGCAAGUCGGCGUUCUGACGGCCGUCCGAUGUUCCCGGCCGAUCUGACGGUUUCCGUCAACGACCUGCCGUACCUCUUGACGUCUGCUCGAGCCAACAUUGACGGCUGCGUGGAAGGGCUACAGGAAUUCGCGCCAGAUGCUUUAAACACCCCUCCAGGAAUUCGACUCCAGGCUGACGUCACCCUCAUUACAGUCACAGUCACGGCGGCGCACGCUUGCGGCUGUCCCGACAGUUAUGAUCCUUUUUUGGGGAACGUGGAGACUCCCGUCUCCGCUGGCGCAACCCAUUCCGCCAACAAUUCCGCCGACAAUUCCGCCGACGAUUACGCGGACGAUUACGCUUCUCUCCGCGCCCCUCGGCGGAGGAUAACGGAGAGCAGCCAAUCAGACAGCGCGCCUGGGUGGGUAACCGCGGGCCUUUUCGAGCAUCUGAAGCAGAUUCAGGCGCACAUGCGCGGGGAUGCGGGGGGGGCGGCGGAAUGGGGGGCCGCGCGGAGGCGUCUUGGCCUGGAUGAUGCGGAGUCACGGGGGAUGCGGAGACACAUGAUGCGCGACCACAGUGGCGACAGCGAAUAUGCUGAUAGCGGAGAUGGAGUUGAUCCGCACGGGGAUGACGACAACCUUCUUCGCAGGGCGCUUCAGUCAGGUUCGGGUUCGAGUAGCAGCGGGAAGAAGAGCAAGCGGAAAGGGGGCAAAGGCGGAAAGACUGGCGGAAAGACAGGCGGCAAAACCGGUGGCAAAACUGGCGGGAAAACGGGAGUGAAUCUCGGGGGCCUUUUGGAUACGGGCGAUUUUAAGGGCGAAUACAGCAGCCUGCUGCCGUCUCAGGUGGAUGCGGUCGUGGCUAAAGACGGAUCCGGCACGCACAAGACUCUCACGGCUGCACUUGGUGCAGCACCACUGAAGGGCACCUUCGUAAUUUUCAUCAAGAAAGGAGUGUACGACGAGCAGAUCCUCUUUGACAAUAAGGGGAUUGUCUUAAUCGGAGAAGGCAUCGGCAACACUAUCAUCACUGGCAAGAAGAGCGUAAAUGGCGGAUCCACCACAUACAACUCGGCUACCAUAGGGGCCAACAAGGGCAUGCUGACAGCCCUCGGAAUCACAGUGCGCAACACAGCAGGGCCAGCAGGGGAGCAGGCAGUGGCCCUGCGCUCCAAGGACCUAUCUGCCUUCUUCGAGUGCGAGUUUGACGGCAGCCAGGACACGCUCUACCCGCACAGCGGCCGCCAGUACUUCCGCGACUGCCGCGUCGGCGGCACCGUUGAUUUCAUCUUCGGCAAAUCCGCGGCCGUUUUCGACCGUCCGAUCAUCCAGCUGCAUCCGGACGAUCCAGUGAUCAUCACGGCCCCGCAGAACGACCCUAAGUACCCGGAUCCCAAGGGGAUCAUCAUUAGGAAUGCGGUGAUCAGCUCCGAUGCAGGGGUGGGGAAGGCGUACCUGGGACGUCCGUGGACCAACACGGGGACUUCCAUUUUCAUCAGCUGCUUCCUGCCUAUGGAGAUUCAACCCGACGGCUGGCUGAACUGGGACGCCAACACCGUCGGCCAAGCCCGCAAGAACGGCGUGUUUUUCGCUGAGUACCAAAGCACGGGGCCUGGCGCUAAGAUGCCACGUGUCAGCUGGGCGCAGCCUCAGACGAUCCGCAACCCCGCGAAAUACACGGCAGAGGCUUUCCUUGGCUGGACGAGCUCGGGAUGGGCUGGUUUGGCGGCGGAGAAUGACAGUAACAGCGGGAAGUGAUGCAGCUUAUAGCGAAGUACAAAGCCUCGGACGGCUAGCGAUUCGCCAACACGCGCGAUUCACGGCGAAAUGGUUUCUCGGGUGGACGGGCUAGGGCUGGGUCGGAAUGCCGAAGGAGGACGAGGACGAGGACGAUACUAGCGGGACGUGGGCGGCGCGGCGGAACGUCUCACGCAACGGGACGUGGUGAUGGCGAAAAUAAAGAUCCAGCGACGACGGCGGAUGUUCUCGAAUAAGACGGCUUAGCUGAAAUAAAAACACGUAAUAAAGGCGUAUGGGGUUCAACGGCCUCGGUUGGACGACACGUACUAACCUUUCUCGGUCGCGACUCGUCAUAUUCUUGCAGCGAGGUACAACGCGCAUGCAACCGAGCCCUUCCCUGGGUCCUAGGCCCUGGUAUAAGAUUCUGGAAAUAGCCGUACAAUCAUUUUCUCGCGUGUGAUGACUCUCACCCACCUCCAGUGGUCUAAUAAAGAUUACGAGGACAU
Messenger RNA from Closterium sp. NIES-67, 2802 nucleotides. Lineage: Eukaryota; Viridiplantae; Streptophyta; Zygnematophyceae; Desmidiales; Closteriaceae. The record is from the annotation of a GenBank genome assembly.